AUGCUGAUAGCCGUCGUGCUGGCGUUAUGCGGCAUCCUGGCCUUUUCACCGCAGGUCGUCCUUUCCCGAUUCAACACCAUUAAGUUUUCGUCAAUCCAGCAGUGCGGACCCUUCAGCGUAACUUUCUCCGGGGGCAAUGCCCCCACAGCUCUUCCUUUAACUUUGACAGUCGUUCCUUUCAAUUCCACUCCGAUAUCCAUCACUAUACCCGAGGACUCUUGGAAUGCUACCACGAGCACUGGUGCAGCAGUCACCUUCCUUCCCCUGCCAGCCGGCUCGACUUUCGUGGCGUCCUUGGAUGACGCAGACGGGCACCCUACCGGUCUGGUGUCCGACGUGAUCGCCAUCGAAAACUCGUCCGACACGUCGUGCUUGCCCCCACAGGCCGCAGCCACGACCCCGCCCUUUGCCGUCGACACAAGCACGUUCUCCCAAUGCGCACCGUUCAAUGUCUCCUACGAUGCAGCAGCUGGCGUUGGAGUGCCGAAGGUCCGCGGCUUCAUUCCUCGAGGAUUCUCGCUGUACAUGGCACAGAACUCCACCGACGAGGCCGCCUCCAUUGCUACGUACACCAUGGAGGCCUUCCGCGGGCUCCAGAUCGCGCUGCUCAUGGACGACGGGAAGGGCCAUCGGCAAACAACGGCCAUCCAGUCGGUUCUGGGAGACAGCACUAGCUCUGCGAAGUGUAUCCACGUCAACGUUACACAGAUCUCGUCGAAUACGACAAACGCGAUGAAUAGUUCGCAGAUGAUGACUACAGAGCCGACAACGUCAGUCAAGCUAUCCAAGGGUGCAAUUAUUGCGAUAACCGUGGUUUCUGUGGCGCUCGUCGCAGGCGUUCUCAUCCUGAUGGGUCUGUACGUGUACCGCGAGCGCAAGCGGCGACGUGCAUUGAGGGCUCAAGCAGAUGUAGAGCGGCAGUCUCGCUACGAGAAGCCUGGAGAGUUGGACGGAUGGGAAACAACAGUCCUGCCGCGUCCAUUAUCCACCGAUAAAUCACACGGUCGUCCAUCGUCUAUCGAAACGUCCAACGUCCCCCGCAAAAACCCCAUCUACGUGACUGCGCGAUUCGACAAGUCACCCACGUCCCCUGAGUUUAUCCAGUACGCUGUCGCGGAGACGGGCCCCACCGCCAACAGCGGGACUUGGCCUCCUCUGCAAUCCGCAGGCGUCAGGUCCCUCGCCCCGACCCCGAGCCAGAGGAGCAAGCGGCGGCCCAGUGUGCAGACACUGCGCUCGCUCGAUAUCGAACAGAUCCUGGCUCGUGCGACCAUAUACGAGGAGGAUCGCCAGCGCGGGGAGCGAGAGCAGGAGGAGGUUGCCCUCUCGCCGAGGAAAGCGCCCUCUCCGCCUCCGCCGGCACUCAAGCUUGAUUCGCCGCCCCGCAAGGAUACGAAGCUAUUGAACGUUCCGCGGUCGCCUGCGUAUUCACUCGCCUCGACGUCGGGUGGUCAGUCAGCGGUAGACGUGCCCUAUACACCUGCAUCCAAUUACACAAGGAUGAGUGCAGCCAGUCCUUGGAUGAUGCCGCCUUCUAGAGCUAAACUAGCAGACGAGGGUGCCCGGACGUCGUACUCAGGCACAGCCCUGUAG
This is a messenger RNA of Gloeophyllum trabeum ATCC 11539, 1593 nucleotides long. RefSeq lists its product as uncharacterized. Bases 1 to 1593 code for a protein of 530 amino acids. The record is from RefSeq and is a predicted model, not a curated record. Lineage: Eukaryota; Fungi; Basidiomycota; Agaricomycetes; Gloeophyllales; Gloeophyllaceae. The transcript has 2 exons.